CUGGCGUGAGACCAUGUUGCACUGCGCGUCAAACCAAAACCCCUAUAUCGUGGUUCUCUUCUUCGAAUAGAAUUGCAGGGACGUCGCGGGACGCAUCUAUGCUACCGCGAGAUCAAACACGCGUACUUUCCACGCUGAAAAAAUGGACCGAUUCGUGUGGACCAACGGACUCCUUGAGAUGAAUGAAACUUUAGUAAUCCAGCAGAGGAGUGUCAGAAUAUAUGACGGAGACGACAAGGUGAAACUUGAUGUAGGCGUGGUCCUCUUGAGCACACAUCGAUUAAUCUGGAGGGAUCAAAAAAACCAUGAGUGCUGUAUAUGUAUACCGUUGUCUCAGAUCAUAUUCUUCGAGGAGCAGGCUGCAGGAAUUGGAAAGAGUGCCAAGAUUGUCAUUCACCUGCAUCCUUCUCCUGCUAAUAAGGAGCCGGGGCCAUACCAGAACAGCAAGUUUUCCUUCAUUAAAUUAUCCUUUAAGGAACAUGGGCAAAUUGAGUUUUACAGACGUCUGACAGAGGAAAUGACUCAGAGGAGGUGGGAGAAUAUGCCAGUAUCGCAGCCCAUUACCACAGCAGGACUCAAGACAGGAAAAACACGUGCAGUCGGGAUUGUUGGCAUCGAGCGGAAGCUGGAGGAGAAAAGGAAAGAGACGGAUAAAAAUAUUUCAGAGGCAUUUGAAGAUCUCAACAAGCUUAUGGUGAAGGCGAAGGAGAUGGUGGAGCUUUCCAGAUCCAUCGCCAACAAAAUCAAAGACAAACAGGGGGACAUCACUGAGGACGAGACUAUCCGCUUCAAAUCGUAUUUAUUGAGCAUGGGCAUCGCCAACCCCGUAACCAGGGAAACCCACGGCUCAGGCACACAUUACCACAUGCAGCUUGCUAAACAGCUGGGAAACAUACUGCAGGCACCACUGGAGGAGCGAGGAGGUAUGAUGGCCCUCACAGAGGUCUACUGUUUGGUGAACCGAGCACGAGGGAUGGAGCUUCUUUCUCCUGAGGACAUGGUCAAUGCUUGCAAAUUGUUUGAGUCUCUGAAACUCCCUCUCAGGUUGCGAGUGUUUGACAGCGGCGUAAUGGUGGUUCAGCUUCAAUCUCACAGCGAAGAAAAGAUGAUUGCAUCUGCUAUCGAUAAUGUGUCUGAAAAGGGAUCCUUGACAGCGGAGGAGUUUGCCAAACUAUUGGGACUGUCUGUUCUCCUUUCUAAAGAGAGACUGCUGCUGGCAGAGAAAAUGGGGCACCUAUGCAGAGACGACUCUGUGGAAGGCCUGCGCUUUUAUCCCAACCUGUUCUCUGAUCAUCAGGAAUAGCCGAUUUUUUUCUACUGGACUUAUUUGAUUCUACUGGACUUGAUUCUGAUUUUACUGUAUUUCUUUAUACACAGGAAAAGGUUUAAAGGAGCCAUGAUUUUUUCACUACAUUGCUUCAAAAAGCUGUAUGAAAUGUAACUGUAAAACUGAGUUAGGUACUAAAGUCCUGUCACUUAACAGUCAUUAUAAACCCCUGAUCAGCAAAGCCAUGACUAAGAGCCUCACAAAUGAACCAAAGCCAUGUAUAAGUUUCAGCUUUGGACCUUUAGAAGUUUCAAUCGAUAAUAAAUAAAUGGUUACUUCUUUAUAAUGUUGUCGCACAUGCGCAGGUUAUACAGUUAAACAGUUUAUGAAGACCCGGUGAUCACACUCACGUGAAAUUUAAACAUCCUACUCAUGACUCCCCCCUUCUUUACUGUUAAUCUCCAGUCUUACCACUUUCCACUAGAGUUAUCUGUAAGUAAAUCUUAAAGCUACAGCAAAGAAAAUAUUCUAGACAAAUGUGUGCUUCCGACUUUGUUCCAACAGUUUGGGAAAAAACUGCAAGUUUAACCUUAGAUUUCUGUAUUACAUAAAUAAAGUUCUAUUUCUUCCA
Silurus meridionalis is the source of this 1898-nucleotide messenger RNA. It is a transcript of the gene vps36, whose product is annotated as vacuolar protein sorting 36 homolog. Gene Ontology annotation, cellular component: late endosome membrane; ESCRT II complex. Bases 143 to 1303 code for a protein of 386 amino acids. The record is from RefSeq and is a predicted model, not a curated record. Gene Ontology annotation, biological process: protein transport to vacuole involved in ubiquitin-dependent protein catabolic process via the multivesicular body sorting pathway. The transcript has 15 exons. Gene Ontology annotation, molecular function: phosphatidylinositol-3-phosphate binding; ubiquitin binding. NCBI's taxonomy places the organism in Eukaryota, Metazoa, Chordata, Actinopteri, Siluriformes, Siluridae.